AUGAAAGACCAGCGAUUCUCUGACUUGGCGGCAGGCAUGAGCCAAAGGCUUUGGACUGAACCCAGAAAAGUAAUGAAACCGUGCAGCGGCGAAGUGUACAUUGCUGAUAUACAUGCGGCUGUAUGGCCGGCUGUUCUAUGGCACAAAUUUAUGCGAUCGAAUAUACAUUUGCUCGGAUCUCGUUUCGGUCGAACGGCACCCGUGCCUGGUUCAAAGCGCACUGCACGAGCUUCCGCGGAGGAUGUGUUGUCGUCACGGUGGAAGCAUCUUCGAUCACAGUGGUCCAGUAUCCCACAGGUCGUGUGUUCUUCGCGUCGCGAUCUUCCGAAAAUUGCUCAUUGA
Messenger RNA from Cercospora beticola, 342 nucleotides. NCBI's taxonomy places the organism in Eukaryota, Fungi, Ascomycota, Dothideomycetes, Mycosphaerellales, Mycosphaerellaceae. The record is from RefSeq and is a predicted model, not a curated record.